Molecule: messenger RNA, 1044 nt
Organism: Episyrphus balteatus (marmalade hoverfly)
Lineage: Eukaryota; Metazoa; Arthropoda; Insecta; Diptera; Syrphidae
Exons: 1
Coding region: 1-1044 (347 amino acids)
Source: RefSeq, a predicted model, not a curated record
AUGAUUGAAACUGGAACAAGUAUGGGAAACCCUUUGUCCCCACUAAUAGCGGAAGUUUUCAUGUCGUCAUUCGAAACAAAUUUGAGCGAAAGAGGAUUGCUCCCUAGAAUUUGGUUUCGUUAUGUAGAUGAUGUUUUUGCGGUGAUAAAAAGAGGUGAAAUCGAUUCGGUUUUAAACAUCCUAAAUUCAGAGUUCGAUUCCAUUAAUUUCACCUUUGAAUCUGAAGAAGACAAAAAACUAAAUUUCUUAGACUUAACCCUGUCAAGAAAAAACGGACGAAUUGAAUUUGCCAUAUACAGGAAACCAACAACAACAAACAGAUACAUCACGAACGACUCAUACUCCCCGAUUCAACACAAACUCGCUGCCUUUCAUUCAAUGGUCCAUCGCCUAUGUAAACUUCCACUUUCAAUUGCAAAUUAUACCACCGAAUACAACUUAUUGAAAGAUAUUGCUGCUAUCAAUGGAUACAAUCCAUUUAUCAUAGAUCAGUUGAUAAAUAAACACACUAAAAAACUUAAAAAAUCAGAAUUAACGACUCUAUACAAACAAAAUAAACAACUUCACGACAACAACAACACAGAAAGAGCAUCAAUGACGUAUUUUCCACCAAUUACAAAUAAAAUGCACACAAAAUUAAAACAACAAAAUAUAGAAUGCGUCUACUCAAGUAAUGGCAAAAUAAAAAAUAUGCUUGGUUCAACUAAGGACAAAUCCCCAAUUGUCAACAAAUCGGGAAUAUAUGAGAUCAAAUGUGGAGACUGCGAUGCUGUUUACAUCGGUCAAACAAAAAGAAGCAUUGGUGUCCGAUUCAACGAACAUUCGAAUCAUAUUAAGUACAACAGACCCGAAAAAUCCUCCGUCGCUGCUCACGCCCUCACCAACAACCACUUCAAUGUAAGAUUAGAAGAUGUCAAGCCCAAAAAGCACGUCACGAACAAUCGCAGACUUGAUGCCUAUGAAAGUCUUUACAUCAGCAACAACAACAAUGCCAUGAAUAGUGAUAAUGGCAAUAUUAUGUCACCUUUGUUUAACCUAAUCUAA